Messenger RNA from Coccinella septempunctata (seven-spotted ladybird), 2078 nucleotides. Its product is annotated as piggyBac transposable element-derived protein 3-like. Lineage: Eukaryota; Metazoa; Arthropoda; Insecta; Coleoptera; Coccinellidae. The record is from RefSeq and is a predicted model, not a curated record. The coding region runs from base 213 to 2078 and encodes 621 amino acids. Gene Ontology annotation, molecular function: sequence-specific DNA binding. The transcript has 4 exons.
CUUCAACGGCUAGCGUUGCAUAUAUAUAACGAAACAAGUGUUGUCAAAAAACCGACAACACAGCUUCAUUUAACACUCUAGUGCAACGCCCAUUGGCCGGCGUACUGCCCGAAGAUGGCCCAACUCACAUAUAAUAGUAAUUCAUCAGUAUGUUUUCUAUCGUCGCUGCGAUUGUAUGCUUUUUGUGAAGUGAAAUCAAUAAUUGAUCGAAAAUGGAUUUUCGGCUCGAACGCGGGUUGACGUUAGAGGAGGCUCUCCAUAUGGCGUACGAUGAUGAUAUAGAUGUUCGUGAAAUAUUUAUUGAGCCCCCCGAUUCGAAUAUUCUCACGGAUGAAGAUUCCGGAGAGGAAGAUAGUGGUGGAAUGCUCGAUAAUCUUUCUGGGCGACAACUAUCCCAAAAAGCGGAAGUAAUUCUGAACCAACCGGUAGCCUCCUGUUCACCCGAACCAGAAGAAUUCUUGUUUGAAAGACCCGGGAUGAAAGAUAUCACUUGGUUGAAGGGUGAUUUUGAAGAAAUGCCUAAACAAUUUCCUCAGCCAGAUUACACUAGAUAUGACAACAUGAGUUACAUCGAUAUUUUCGAAUCUUUUUUGGAUGAAGAUAUAAUACAACUACUUGUUGAUGAAUCGAAUAAAUAUGCACUUUUCUGCAACAAACCUCAUCCGAAUAUAAGUGAAGAUGAAAUGAAAUGCGUUAUUGCAAUUCUGAUAGUAACAGGCUAUAAUGAAUUACCUGGAAGAGACUAUUACUGGGAUUCGAAAGCAGAUAUGAAAAAUGCGUUAGUAUGUGAUUCUAUGAGGCGAGACAGAUUCAGGCAGAUUCUCAAAUAUUUGCAUUGUAGCGACAAUACAAAACCCCAUUUGGAAGAUAAAAUGUGGAAACUACGUCCACUCAUGGACCUUUUGAAACGUAAGUUCAUCGAUAAUUGGAUUCCUGAGCAACAGUUGGAUUAUGACGAAUCCAUGAUCAAAUAUUUUGGAAAGCAUUCCUGUAAACAGUUUAUACGUGGGAAACCCAUCAGGUUUGGAUACAAGAUGUGGUGUCUCAAUUCCACUUCUGGCUACCUUGUCAAUUUUGAUUUGUACACAGGCAAAAAUCCACGUGGGAAUUCUAAAUAUGAGGUCCAAUUUGGAAAAUGUGCUGCCCCUUUGAUAAAUAUGAUCGACGAAUUUCCAGAACAUUGCAAACAUCUUCCAAUCAAGUUUUAUUUCGAUAAUCUUUUCACAAGUUUUAAUUUGCUAUAUUAUCUAAAACAGAAAGGUUAUGAUGGAACCGGCACGAUGAGAGAGAAUAGAAUUCCCAAAAGUUGCAACUUACCCCCAAAAAAAAUAAUGAGUAAAACGAAAAAGAGAGGAGACUUAGUCAAUGCUAUUGACAGAGAACAUGGAAUUCUGAUCACUAAAUGGAUGGAUAAUAAUGUAGUGAUAGUAGCAUCUACAUGUCAUGGUAUCAAUCCAGUUACUCAGGCCAAGAGAUAUUCUCAAUCAGAGAAAAAAAUCAUCCAGGUAUCCCAACCAAAACUUAUAACAGAGUACAAUAAAUGCAUGGGUGGCACAGAUUUUAUGGACCAACAAAUUUCCAGAAUGUUCGUGAAGGGAAUUCUUGCCAAGAUUCAGAGCAGGUUAUCUAUGAUUCAGAGGUGUGAAGGAGCAGAGAAAUGUAGGAAGAAAUUUGCGAAUUUGCAAGCAGCGUUUGUUAAAUAUAAAGAUAAGAAGCGACAAACUGGGCAAGGCAAUGUUACAAAACCUCCAUUUUUUGACGAACUUGAAAUUAUAUUGGGCAACAAAGACAAGGUUGCACCACCCCUAAUUAUCGACAGUAUUGCUCAGCAGGCAAAUACAUCCAUAAAUGAUACCGAGAAUAGUGAAUCAGAUGUGAUUCUAUGUGAUGAGGCAGAAGCCUCCACAUCCAAAGGGUUGCCAAAGAAAAACAAAUUCUUAAACAUAAGAUCAUCUGCAAGGCCAGAUAAGAACCAGUUACUGAGAGAAUUAAUAGACUUACAAAAGCAAGACAUAGAAGAAAGGAGAUCUGAAUUCAAGAUAGUAAUUAAUUUUCAGGAAACGAGUUCCCAGCAGUGA